Sitodiplosis mosellana (orange wheat blossom midge) is the source of this 4979-nucleotide messenger RNA. RefSeq names its product embryonic polarity protein dorsal-like. Gene Ontology annotation, biological process: canonical NF-kappaB signal transduction; non-canonical NF-kappaB signal transduction; regulation of transcription by RNA polymerase II. The record is from RefSeq and is a predicted model, not a curated record. Gene Ontology annotation, molecular function: DNA binding; DNA-binding transcription factor activity. The transcript is spliced from 8 exons. The coding region runs from base 995 to 3700 and encodes 901 amino acids. Lineage: Eukaryota; Metazoa; Arthropoda; Insecta; Diptera; Cecidomyiidae. Gene Ontology annotation, cellular component: cytoplasm; nucleus.
UUUUUUGUCGAAUGCACCGCACAACUGCAUUCAAGUAAUUAAGAGAGCAUUAAAUAUUUUAAAACAAUAACAAACAACUAAAGUUUUAAUGCUAAUGAUCGAGAAAGAGACGAAAAAAGUAUAAUCAACAAAAUACAUUCUCGUUUUGAAUGAAAAGAGAAAGAAUUGUGUGUGUGAACGGUUGCCCACACGAAAAUCGGGUGCGAGUGUAUUUGUUGGCAAUUCUACGAAAAUUCGUUCAUAUUUUAUAAAAUUUGCAACGAAAACCGACGAAAAAGAAGAAUAACAAAACAUAUUGAGUCCGUUUGAAAAAUUAAUAUUCUCAAAAUAAGACAACUAUUGCUGCCCGCCUGCCACUGCUACUAACCAACAUCAGUUUGCUGCCAAUUAACAACGCAAACACAAAUGAAGUUUAUUUGCAAAGCGGACUCUUUGACUUUGCAUUAUACGAUUUACAAUUACACAGCGAUGGAAUACAUCGAAAUGAAAUAAAAGCUAAAAAUAUUGUUGUUCAUUGAAUUUGCGCCCAGACGUUUGUCGAUUGUGUCUCUUUCUGUCUCUCUCUAUUUUGUUAUUACCGCUGAUACUAGCUGAUUGCUUGAUCACUUCCACGAACGCUCUUUUUUUUGCGCUGGGCCAUACGCGAUGUAACAUCGCAACAAGCAACAAGCAAAUAGCGUGUACGCGAUUCCAUACAGCCAAUGAUGCGCGCUGAUCAGUUUUUUUCGAGACAGUGAAUCGUUGUAAUAUAUUUAUGACAUCGAGUUUGAUCGAAAUUAUAUCCAAAAGCAAUAACAGAACUUUGCCCGUUUUUUUUUUGUUUCAAAUCAACCUGUCUGCCUAUAAAUGCAAUCAGAGCACAUAGCCUCUGUAAGAUAGCUGUGUCAAAUUCGAAACGAAAUUUGCGAAGAUAUUCGGAAAAUUUACCAAACGAAAAAUUGUUGGCGUGAAAAUUGGACCACGACAAAACAAAACAAAAAACAAUUUAAAAACUAUGGAUCAGAAUGACAUAGCCAAUCAUUCAGUGAGUGAGUCGGAUAAGUCUUUGAACAUCAGUGACGUCAUUAACGCUAUCCGAGAUACAGAUCCCUGUGCAGGGGGUAUAUUUAAUAGUGGAUCACAACAAUCACCUAAUACUCAGAUAAAUAACGACAAGACCACCACUGCAAUGACAUCCAGGAGCAAUCAUCAUGGUGCACGUGCUCCUUCCAACAGCCCCUACCCGAAUGCUUUUGUAAAAAUUACAGAGCAACCAGCGCCGAAAGCGUUACGGUUCCGAUACGAAUGUGAGGGUAGAUCAGCUGGUUCGAUACCAGGUGCAAGCUCAACUCCAGACAAUAAAACUUAUCCAGGCAUUCAGGUGGUGAACUAUCGUGGUCGUGCUGUUGUUGUCGUAUCUUGUGUCACAAAAGAUAAACCAUAUCGGGCACAUCCACAUAAACUUGUCGGAAAGGACAUUUGCAGUAAAGGCGUGUGCACCCUCGAAAUCAACAAUGAAACCAUGACUGCAACAUUCGCCAAUUUGGGCAUUCAAUGUGUUAAGAAAAAGGAUAUUGAGGAAUCGCUGAAAGAACGGGAGAAAAUCCGAGUUGAUCCAUUCAGAAAGGGAUUUGGCCAUGCUUCUCAGCCAUCAAGCAUUGAUUUGAAUGCAGUUCGAUUGUGCUUUCAAGUUUUCCUGAAAGAUCCCGACGGGCAUAAUUUUAAUAUUCCGCUUGAGCCAGUCGUUUCGGAACCGAUUUAUGACAAAAAGGCCAUGUCAGAUCUUGUGAUUUGCAAAUUAAGUAAACCAAGCUGCAAUGUAGCUGGUGGAGACGAGAUAAUUUUAUUGUGCGAGAAGGUAGCAAAAGAAGAUAUUCAAGUGCGGUUCUUCGAAGAAAACCAAGGUGUAAUCGUAUGGGAAGGCUAUGGUGAUUUUCAACACACAAACGUUCAUAAACAAGUGGCAAUAUCGUUUCGAACUCCAAAAUAUAAAACACUUGAUAUCGAGCAACCCGUCAAGUGCUUCAUACAGUUGCGUCGACCAUCCGAUAAUGCGACAAGUGAUGCUUUACCAUUCGAAUAUCUUCCUUUGGAUUCAGGUAGGCGUUCAUUGAUAGAGUUACGCAAGGGAUUAAAGGUGAAGGGUAAUUUUGAGGCAUUAAGCCGAUAUUUUACAUCCGAUGGCUACAUCGAUCCAACAAAGAUCGCAAAUGGAAUCAGCGUCGAUGCAGAUGUAGAUGAUGGUUGCGUUCAACGGAAGAAACCUUGUGUCGAAAACUAUUUGAAAGAAGCUAUAAUCGUUGAUGAUAUAAAUAUGGUUGAUAGUACGGAGAAAACAUCGGAAUGGCUUGAAAAAACGGAAUUCAGUAUUUUGAAUGAUGAACUCGCUACAGCAGCUGACACCCCACUUACGAACAAUACGUUCGAUUAUGAUACCGUCACCGCAAGUCCGGUGGUGUCACGCAUCGAAGAUUGCCGAAACAUGUUGGCGCAGAGUGAGAAUUCUGGCGAAGAAGACGAAGAUAAAACUCUUAACGAAUUGCUCGAACAAGUGGCCGAGUUGGAUGAAAUCUACUCCGGGUAUCAAAUGAAACGGAACGUAAAAUUAGAAGAAACUAAGCAAGGAUAUGGAAAUGAUAUGAGCUUUGAUUUUGACGAUACAGCCACGUAUACUAGUUUACAAAGAGCUUUCAAGAAUCCGAUUCCGAUAAGUGACCCUGACCCACAGCCACGGUCUUACAAUGUCGAUUAUGACACAGUUGAGCCAAUUAUAAAUCCAUUGGCUCCGGUGAUAGAUAUAAGUCCAGUUCGGCGUAUUGAGAAUGUAGUUGAGGAGGAAAAACUUCCACCGUUGCCACCGAAGCGACUUCGGAAAAUUACCGCAGAGAAUACAGAGUACAAUGCUAAUUUGUUACCACCAUCACCCAGCAUAAAAGAGCCCAAUAACGAUUCCGACGAACCUCAAAUCAUCAUCAAACGCUCUCCAGACUCUCGUUCACCAGCAUCCAGUACAAACAACUCAGCACAGUCGUCACCGCAGAAGAAGCAAGGCUUUUUCUCUCGCAUCUUUCGACGAAAGAGUAAAUGCGAUAUUGGUUCGAAUUGUAACACGGACACAAAGAAUUCGCCGAAUUUGUCGCGCGAAUCGAGUUUCAAUAAUUUUGAAGGAUUCGACCGAAACCGUUUGUCCACUCGGUCUUUCCGAACGCCACAGUCACCGUCAAAGAAAAGCAAACCCGUUGGCAGAAGUGUGAGUUCAGUUUCUGGCAAACGACCACACCUGACUGCCGAUGUGGUGCACAUACCUUUGAAAGGUCUCAGCUCAGACUCGUUGCCGAUGCGCAGCGGCAGCGGUAACAUCAUAAUGCCCGAACAUUAUUCUAGCAAUUUCACUUUAAGCAAUAAUUUGGAUCGAAAGACCGUAAGUGCACUGCAGUUGGCCGACAUCCCCAUCCAAGAUGGUAACAUGGAAUUAGUGGCUAUCGCAGAUGCACAAAGCUUACGCAAUCUGUGUGAAGGCCAGUAUGGCGUUAAAUUAGAUGCUGAUGUUGACUUGUCAGAAGCCGAACAUUUUGCCCUGUACACAUCGGUAGCUCCAACGGCGACUCAAAGUGAAUUUGACGAUAUGUCCGCAUUUUAUGCACCGGUUGAGGCGGCCGAAGUUGUGCCCAACACCGAAAUCGCUAAGCGGCUGGCAAUGAACUACCAAACAAAGGAUUAAUGACUACAUUUCGAGCAACUAAACCAUAUUCAAUCCUAAUUUCAGUCUUUAUUUAUUUAAUUUCACAGUACAAGUCGUUACAUCCAAAUUUGGACCCAUAACAUUAUAAUUUAUUAUUUAUUUUUUCCCUAUUUAUUUACAGAAUUUAUUUUGUAAACACUUUUUUCGUUUGAUUUAUCAAUUGCUUGUUUUUUAUUUUUUUUUUUCGUUUUGUUUUAGACAAAGUUCAGUUGAAACGUAAGCGUUUAAGAACUGGAAAUGAUGUAAAUUUAUUUGACAUUUCACCGCAUGACGGUCGUAAGUUUUCGUUAAUUUUUCGCUAUUUAUUUUCUAUCAUUUUAUCUUCAUUGGUGAUGGGUAGUGGGUAUAAUUCGCUGAGAGUCUUUUUUCUCGAAAUUGUUAAUAUUUAAUUUGUUAUUCAAUUGUUUCAUCGUUUGUUUUACCAUUCAUUGAAAUUCUUGUUGAGUUCCAAAUGCUUCUCCAGAUUGGUUGAUGCUCACAAAAGUGCUCUUCAAGUUCACUCUGUACCAAAAGAUAUCACUGAAAUGUUUUCUGUUCUCUUUGAUCGAAUCAUCAUCAUUCAUCGAGUGAUGUGUAACCCGCCAUUUGCCUUUGCUGUAGGUUUAUAAGUUAAAUUUCUAGUCCAGUUAUACUCAUAUUUAUUUUUAAACGUUGGAAACAAUGCAUCCGUGGUGAAGGUGCUCACAAUUUUACAUUCAUACGGCAUCUGUUUCACGUUUUGAGUUUUCUAGUCAAAAAUUAUUGUGUAAUAUUUCCAAAUGAUUACAUGCAUCAUGAAGAAAUGCAUUUACCAAGUAUCAAAAGAAAGAGAGAGAGAGAAAAAAUCAACAAUGUUAAAAAUGCAAUCAAUAUUUUGUUUUAUCUAAUUGGAAUUUAUUAGUUUUAUGUAUGGUAAAUGGUGACAGGAGGAAUUUUUGUUUCGAUUAUAACUCAUAUGUUAGAUAUGGCAAAAAAAGAAUGUUGAAAUUUUUGUUGAAAUUUCUAUUGCGAAUUUAAAAGUGUAGACGAUAAUAUAAUCAAAAUGGACUUCGGUUGGAAAGGACUAAAAGGAAAUUAAAUACGUAGAAAAAAAGAACAUUUUAUUGAUCUUUGUUAAUGUUUGUCAAGUUAUUAACGAUUAUACACUUAUGGAAAAUGUUAAACAACACGAAAUGCUUAACCAAAAAAAACAACAACAAAUUAUUAUGUAAACUGUCCUUUUAACCCCCCCAAAAAAAUCUGAACAUUUCGAAUAAAUGCAAAGAGAUUGAGAAUCGAU